AUGUCAGACUCGGAAGGAGUUAUCUUGUCAGCUGCAGAUGACAUUUCCAAGCUCGAGAAUCUUAGUGAACUGGAUAUUGUCGUUGGUGACGCACAGCAUCUUCAAUCACAGGGACCCAAAAGCCUUGUUUUGGGGGCAGACAAAAAGCUUAAAAGGCAAAUAUAUAUAGCAGCAGCUUCGGGAAAUUGGAGUGAGGCUUCAUCCUAUUUUAAAAGUCAUCCUCAUUGGUGGCGAAUUCCAUUAAAUGCACGUGGAAUUACAGCACUGCACGUUGCAGUUAGGAUGAGAAAAACUAGUUUUGUAGAAAAGCUGGUGAAUUGUAUGAACAUGGAAGAUUUGGAAAUUUCCAUGGCAGAUGGAAACACAGCCUUUUGUUUGGCUGCGAUAACUGGAAAUGUGAAAAUUGCUGAAAUUAUGUUACGCAAGAAUCCAAGGUUGCCAUGGAUUAAAGGCCAGAAAGAUAUGCUGCCAAUUCAAUUAUCAUCUUCUGCAGGGCAUAUUCCAAUGGGCGAAUUUUUAUUUCAAGCUCUUAAAGAGGACCUACACAAAACUAUACCCUUCCAAGACAUCGUCAAGCUAUUUUUCUUGACCAUCGACAACAAUAUUUACACCAUGGCAGCAAAAUUGUUGGAUCACUAUCCAAAAUUGGUUACCGUAGAAGAUGAUGGGGAAUUGACACCUUUGAAAAAGCUUGCUCGAUUUUCUUUAAGCAAGGAAGCUAUUGGCUGUACAGAUAUUGUAAGCUCGUUGUUUAGGGGAAUGGAAGAAGAGAAAGAGUCUCUCAACUAUGCAAAAUUGUCAGAAGCAAUGUUCGUUGCGGCUAAAUCAGGAAACAUUAUGAUUUUGGAAUUUCUUUUCAAGUACCAUCCAGAUUUGCUUUUUGAAGUGGAUUCCACGGAGCAAAGAAGCUUGCUUCACAUUGCUAUUCUGCAUCGACAAGAAACUGUAUACCGACUAAUAUUAAACCAGGGGGAUUCCAAGAAUGUGAUGGUUCAAUUAGUUGAUUUUGAGGGUAACAAUGUUCUUCACUUAGCUGCAAAGUUGGAUCAUCCAGAAGAAAGAUUCGGAUUAUCAAUAAACUAUGUUCAAAUGCGUACUGAGGAGACAUGGUUCCAGGUAUACAUAUGUAAUUGA
Molecule: messenger RNA, 1134 nt
Organism: Sphenostylis stenocarpa
Lineage: Eukaryota; Viridiplantae; Streptophyta; Magnoliopsida; Fabales; Fabaceae
Source: the annotation of a GenBank genome assembly